Messenger RNA from Spodoptera littoralis (African cotton leafworm), 2754 nucleotides. Lineage: Eukaryota; Metazoa; Arthropoda; Insecta; Lepidoptera; Noctuidae. The record is from the annotation of a GenBank genome assembly.
AUGGCGAAAGCGGUGAUAUGGUUACUAAUCCAGUUCCUCUACAUUGGAAGCAUAUCACCACAAAGGUUGCAAGUCAAAUACACAAACAGUUCAGGAAUAUGCAAAGGGGAUCUCUUCAAGAGUGUUGCAGAUCUGAAGAAUUUAGAAGGAUGCGUAGUCGUCGUGGGCAGCGUGGAGAUCUUCAUAGAGAAAUCGAAGGCAGAUAGUUUUACUAAUAUGACGUUUUGGGAUCUUAGAGAGAUCACUGAAUACCUGCUUAUUUACCGGGUAAGAGGUUUGGAGUCCGUCGGCCAACUGUUUCCGAACCUAGCCAGAAUAAGAGGAGUGAGGUUACUGAAUAACUUCGCUCUAAUUGUCUACGAUAAUUCCAAUCUUACAGAGAUUGGACUCUUCAGUUUAAUAAAAAUUGACCGAGGAGGGGUAACGAUGUGGGCGUUGCCACAGGCGUGCUUCGUUGACACCAUCGACUGGAAAGUGCUAGCCCCAAGGGCUCGGCAUGUGAUCAGUCCUCCCUUAAUAGAUAUCCCUAUGAGGAAGAUCCAGUGUAGCGUCCCUUGUUCGUGCUCAAGUAAUACUGCUACAAAUCGGUGUUGGAACAAUAGACGAUGUCAGAUAUUCCUAGAUGGACCAGAUGCUGAUAAAUGCAAUGAUCAGUGUCUUGGAUGCCGUAAAACAAACAAGGAUGCUUGCUUUGUGUGUCGCAAUUUUACGUAUAAAGGAAAAUGUUUGGCAGAGUGUCCGCCUCAUACAAUCCUUCUUCCUGACAACCAGUAUUGCAUCACCGUAGAGGAAUGUUUUGAGCUAGAUCGAUGGGUGUUCAACAACACCUGUGUCUCCGAGUGUCCUAUGGACUAUAGAAUUAAAAAUGGUACCCGAAAUAGACCCACCAUAUGUGAACCGUGUACUCAUUGUGAAAUUACUUGUGGUAACCUAAAAAUCCAGUCUCUAAGUUCAAUCCAAAGUGCAGAGAAAUGUGUUUACGUCAAUGGAUACUUGGAAAUACACGUAAGAGCAAUUCCUGGAGUACUCGGAGACUUGAGAAUGUAUCUCGGUCAAAUCCAAGAAGUAUCUCAAUUUGUAUCUAUUGAAGGAUCUGAUAUAACAACACUUGACUUCCUAUCAUCAUUACGGAAAAUUAAAGGUCAACACUUAAAAGAUGACAAAUACAGUAUUGAUAUCCAUCGUAACAAUAAUCUUCAAACAUUAUUCACUGCAUCUGUAACUAAAAAUCUAACGAUCGAAGCUGGAACAGCAAGAUUUGAUCACAACCCCGUACUAUGUAUGUCCAAAAUAGAUGAAUUAAAAACCCGACUGCCAGUAGCACCUAGUGCCAUAGAUAUUCCAGAAGGUUCUAAUGGAUAUCGAGGAGCAUGUGAAGAAGUUACUUUUGAGUUCGAAAUAACACUAUCAGGAGAAUCUUCUGCCUUAAUCCAGUUUUCGCCAAUCCUUGAUCACAGUACGCAUUAUACUGCGCUGUAUGUUCGUCUACCGCCUGGAGUCUACACUACGGUGGUCCCUGAAACUUGUAGCGAGUUUGAAUGGCAUGCUAUCGACAUUCCUACAAUUUUUGAUAAAAAUUAUGGUGUUGUGGAAAUCAAUGAUUUACAUGCUGCAUCAUCUUACGCACUCUGUAUCGAAAUAUAUGAUCCUGAGAAGAAACGUUUGGUCAGAAGUAAUAUCUUCAACUUUACAACGCCUGUUGGAAUCCCAGAGCCACCGUUCAUCGUGGAGUUAGUUGCAUCUGCAUCCGACGUCGUUGUGUUAAGAUGGGUCGACCACAAAGAUUAUGUUCUUCACAUUGAUUACUAUGAGCUAGAUGUAACCUUGAUCGAUAAUUAUUCCAGGACUUCAAUGGUAGUAGACUAUUGUCGAUAUAAAGAGGAUUUAUUUGACGCUGACUAUACUCGGCAUGCGUUAGUCCGGAGACCACCUCCAGAAUACGCACGAGGCUGUGAAUCUAUGUGUGGCAUUUUAUCGUCUGUCACUCCUGGUGCAAUGGUAGAGGAGUACUUUGAUGUUUGUGAUGAUUCUAAUUUCGAUUGUAAUAAUCAAGAAAGCAUAAUAUCAAGUAAUUCAAGUUUUGGCAACUAUGUACGCACAUUAGUAUUGUUAAAUAUAAGCAGCCCCAGAAACGACUUUCAAGUUGGUGGGUUGGCACCCUUUAGUGAUUAUAAGUUUAGGUUAAGAGCUUGCUCCGGUGGUCAUUGCAGUAGAUCAGCAAGAGGUGUUGUCAGAACAUUCAGUUUAAAAAAUGCUGACAUACCCUCUAUCACCUACCUGCAUGCGAACCAAUUUGGUCAUAUUUUUGUGAGGUGGAAUCCACCGAAUGUCACAAAUGGACCAAUAUUAUCUUACUCAGUAGAAGUAUUACCUAGAAUUAAUAUAAAUGACCUAAUGCCCCAAGUUUGGUGCGUGGCGGCUGAGGAAACAAGGAUCUUCGUUCAAUCUGUGAUAGUCUCCAAAUAUUUAGUUAGGGUGUGUGUUAGAACACUCGCUUCCAGUAAUUCUUGUAGUGAUUGGAUAAAAAUUACCAGUGUUACCGAAUCGAAGACGAUUCUACUAUGGAUCGGUGUGACUUGUGGGAUUUUGAUAUACAUCGCGUCGUUUAUAGUGGGAUGGCUCAAGAGAAGAUUGAGGCAUCGCAGCGAUGUGGUGCCAUUAGUCGAUAGUUCAUCUUCGUUACGUGUCGAGAGCGAGCCGCCGGCCAUGCUGCUAUCAGAUUUCGUGCCAUUUCAUACGAUACCUUUAGAUUAA